CCCCGCUCCGUUCCCCAGCCGCGUCCGGCCGCCAGUCGGCGAGGAGCCGCCGGCGAAGUAUUGACGCCAGAUCUUUCCGUCCGGCCAUGCAGAAUAAUAAAGAGGCUGCGGGCGCGGCAGAAUCCCAUGGGACCGCAGGGAAGCGGGCACGGAGCGGCGACUGCGACGACACCGCCAACGAUUUCAUCAGCUGGCUCCCCGACGCCGUCCUCGGCACCAUCAUCUCCCUCCUCCCCACCAAGGACGGCGGCCGCACGCGGGUCCUCUCCCGCCGAUGGCGCCACCUCUGGCGCUCCGCGCCUCUCAACCUCGAGGUCAGCAUCCGACCCCCGGGCGUCCCACCUUCCGCCGUCUCCCAGAUAAUCUCCCAGCACCAUGGCCCCGCACGCAGAUUCUCCUUCCACUGCCACGGCGCCGACGACCUCUGCGCCCAGCCGGAGAGCUGGCUCCCCUCCCGCGCCCUCGCCAACCUCCAGGAGCUCGACAUCGCCUACGCCAAACCCCCGCUGCUGGCAUCGCUUCUCCGCUCUGCAUCCAACAUCCUUGUCGCCAAGAUCAGCCAUUGUGAUUUCAAGCCGGCCAUGAUCAAUUUCCCCUUCCUCAAGAAGCUCUCCCUAUUUUGCGUUUCCAUCUCAGCGGACCUCUUCCCCAGACUGCUCUCCGGCUGCCAUGCCCUGGAGAGUUUAUACAUGACCAACGUUCGUGCUGUGGGUUGCAUCCGUCUUCGCUCGCCGACCAUCAGGACCAUCAUCUUCCGUCAUAGCUAUGGUGAAACCGCGGAACUGAUCAUCGAGGAUGCUCCUCGCCUUGUGAGGUUACUAGUACCUUAUUGUGAGAGAAAAGAUAGUGUGACUAUCAGGGUAAUUAGGGCGCCUAAUCUGCAGAUAUUGGGACCUUUCUUUGUCGUCGUCUCCAAGCUCCUACUCUACCAGGGAGUAAGCCUAGUUAGCUCAACAAACUCGAUGCCCACCUUGAAGGUUUUAGCUCUCAAGUCUUCUGAGCAGAAAUUGCAUGCAGUUCUUAACAUCCUUAGGUGGUUCCCCUGUUUGGAAAAGCUCUGUGUUAUUUUUCAUACAAACCGUGAGAUGAAUGACGAAAAUGAGCCUCAGUAUGACCCACUACAUCCAAUCGAAUGCCUCGAGACCCAUCUAAAGAAAGUGGUGUUUAAGUCAUUUGAGGGCUAUGCCAAACAGGUUGACUUUGCGAGGUUCUUUGUAUUGAAUGCAAAGGUGCUAGACAAAAUUGAAUUUGAAGUAAAAAAUCACUACAGCAGUGGAACGGUGGCUUCUAAACACAAGCUGCUACAAGUGGAAAACAGAGCUUCCCGAGAAGCUCGGUUUGAAUUCAGGACUAUUUCAUACUGACAGAGUACCAUGUCAAUAAGCAUAACCAUGAUUGGUCGGUCAGUAGCCGACCCCUUCCGACAGCCGUCGACAGCGUUGAUGCCUGAAGAUUGCACUGUCUUGUGCUCAUUUUGUAAAUUGUGUUGAUGCCUGAAGAUUGUCUUCCGCAUAAGUCUGCUCUAUAUCCAGUCUAAAGUUC
This is a messenger RNA of Triticum urartu, 1542 nucleotides long. Its product is annotated as F-box/LRR-repeat protein At3g03360-like. Gene Ontology annotation, molecular function: protein binding. The record is from RefSeq and is a predicted model, not a curated record. NCBI's taxonomy places the organism in Eukaryota, Viridiplantae, Streptophyta, Magnoliopsida, Poales, Poaceae.